Molecule: messenger RNA, 1751 nt
Organism: Scomber japonicus (chub mackerel)
Lineage: Eukaryota; Metazoa; Chordata; Actinopteri; Scombriformes; Scombridae
Product: protein FAM53B-like
Exons: 5
Coding region: 346-1713 (455 amino acids)
Biological process (GO): protein import into nucleus; positive regulation of canonical Wnt signaling pathway
Cellular component (GO): nucleus
Source: RefSeq, a predicted model, not a curated record
UCUCAGCUGCUCGCAGUCCUGCUCAGUCUAGCGCCGGCAACGCUGAACUGGCGGCUGCAACUGCGAGAAACUUUUUGUGGCUUCGCUUCGCCUCUCUCCUCUUGUUGAAGAUGACCUAACUUCGAGAGAGCCUCUGCUGGCCAGGGAUCAGCUAAAGUGUGAGAGAAUCCCUCCCACCUCCAACACCACCAUCAUCAGCACUCGAGGGCUGCUCUGCAGAUGGGAGGUCACCAACAGGUCGUCUCUUUUGCCCAAAUGCACUAUCUGCUCUCCACCCUCAUCUAAGAUGGCUGCCCAUAGCCUUCUCCUGCACCCCAACAGACUGGAGCAGAGCUGCACGUUACCAUGGUGAUCAUUUCCUCAAAAACACUGGAAAAGAAGAAGGGUGUCAAUGAUGUAAGGUCCAAUAACAUCGAAAGACGGCUGCGUGAGCUCCACACCAUGAGCAGAGGAACCACCCUCCUCUCCUGUGGAACUGUGGAAGCAGAUAGGUGGCUGGACCUGGGGCGAAGCUGUGCCAUUCAGCAGAGGGCUCCCCACCAGUCUGGUGGUGCCAGUCUAGAGAACUUGUGGGAUGUGAUGCCUGAACCGGGGAACAGGCUCUGGGUCAAGGAGCCGGGUAGUACAACAGCAAUCACCAGUCUGAUAAGAGAUCUCAACCUCUGUGAUGGCAGUGUGACCAACCUGCACUCUCUCACCACGCCCACCACUGCACACUUCACCACUACAGCCACCAGCCAAGCUCCUGCAGCGCCCCCCAGCAAACGCCAGUGUCGCUCCCUGUCGUUCUCUGAUGAAUUCAGUGGUUUCCACUCAUCUUGGAGGCCCCAAGGCUCCCGUGUGUGGACGACAGUGGAGAAACGACGGUGCUUGAGCGGGGGGAGUGUCCGAGGUGGAGGUGGUUUUCCUGGUGGCCAUUUCCCCUCCAUGCAGCGUAGCUCCAGCUUCAGUUUGCCCUCGCGCUCCAGCAUCCCCACAGAUGGAGCCCUUGACCUGCCAUUCUUCAACCAGCGACUGCCUCUCCACCCUCAAUUCACUGCUUCUCCAAUCUCCCCUACCUCUCCUUCUGUGCAACAUCACCACUCCCGACAUCACCACUUCCUCAGACCUCUCUCCCUCUCCCAUGAGCAGAUCAGCUUGCCUGAGCUCCAGAGGGAGGAGGCAUCAGAGGCCAGCUCUCCAGACUCCACCCCAGAACUGGGGAGGCGAGCUGGCCAGAGAGCUGGGGGCACUGGGUGUCUGUCCCGGAGCAGGUCCCAGCCCUGCGUUCUAAACGACAAAAAGAUUGCUAUGAAGCGCAGGAGGCCAGAGGACGCCCAGGAGCAGCGGCCCUCCCUGGACUUGGCAAAGAUGACACAGAAACUUCAGACUUUUCAGAGCUUGAGCUGCCCUGGAUUCUCAUCCACUGAUGGCUGCCCAUCAAGAAUGCCUCUUCCCUCCUUUGAGACUACCGGCCAACCGGAUUCAGACUUCACUGCUGUGCCCGAUCUGGGACUGGAGUCACGGCAGGAAGUGACCGCAGACGAGGAGGAAGAGGAUUCCUCCUAUGAGGAACUGGAUAGCGACUCAACUUGUAGCGUGGACUCACGGCCCGGGUCUCCUGUAGGUGAUGUGUGCGGUAAACGCACCCUCUGGAAGGGUGAUUGUGGAACACAGAGGGACAUUUUCCAGCUGGGAGGCGAGCUGGAUCUUGACCAGAUUGAAAGAAACUGAACAUUUAUAGGAGAUUUUAAAAGACUGUGUCUGGACUG